Strongyloides ratti is the source of this 1023-nucleotide messenger RNA. Its product is annotated as Zinc finger, C2H2 domain and Zinc finger C2H2-type/integrase DNA-binding domain and Zinc finger, C2H2-like domain-containing protein. Gene Ontology annotation, molecular function: RNA polymerase II cis-regulatory region sequence-specific DNA binding; DNA-binding transcription factor activity, RNA polymerase II-specific. Lineage: Eukaryota; Metazoa; Nematoda; Chromadorea; Rhabditida; Strongyloididae. The transcript is spliced from 4 exons. Gene Ontology annotation, biological process: regulation of DNA-templated transcription. The record is from RefSeq and is a predicted model, not a curated record. Bases 1 to 1023 code for a protein of 340 amino acids.
AUGAAUAAUUUACAACCACUAAUGAAUGAAGUUCUUGCUAAUUUUGCUGCCAAUAUUAAUUGUGUAAAUAGUACAAAUAUUCAUUCAUCAACACCAAACAAUACUAUAUUUCCAACGGCACUUCAAAUGUUAAAUCAUACUAAUAUAACAUUACCUUCUUUAUAUUCUUUACAAUUGUAUUUAUUAUCCAACCAAAUAAAUCUUGAAAGCCUUUUUCAAUUGCCUGGAGAAAAACAAUUAUCUCCAAAAAUAAACUCUCCAACAUUUCAUUGUAAUUCUUUUAUAAAGCAGGAAGUAACGGAUAAAUCUAAAGAGAUUUCCAAUAAUAAUAAUAAUAAUAAUAAUAACAAUAAUUUUUCUAUACGAAAUAUACUGUCACCAAAUAUUAAAAAUGUUUCAAGUACAAAUAAUUCCUCAAAAUUACAAUUAACAAAUAAUGAAUGUCAGGUAGUUGAAAAUAAUGAAACAAUUGGAUAUACAAUGGAUGCAUUAUUAAUGACUGAUGGUAGAAGUAAAAAAAAAAAGUACCAGUCAAAUUCUCCUGAUUCAAUUGUUUCACAACCUAGUACAUCAUCUAAACAUGUUUGUAAUGAGUGUGGUAAAAGUUAUGCAACAUCUUCUAAUCUUUCAAGACAUAAACAAACACAUAGAUCAUUAGAUUCUGAACAUGCAAAAAAAUGUCCUCAUUGUGAUAGGGUAUAUGUAUCAAUGCCAGCUUUAUCAAUGCAUUUAUUAACUCAUAAAGCUCAACAUAAAUGUACUGUAUGUGAUAAAGUUUUUUCAAGACCAUGGUUAUUACAAGGACAUAUGAGAGCUCAUACAGGUCAAAAACCUUUUGGAUGUGCUCAUUGUGGUAAAAAAUUUAGUGACCGUUCAAAUCUUAGAGCACAUAUUAUAACACAUACAGGGAUUAAGAAACACAAAUGUGACAGUUGCGGAAAGAUGUUUGCUUUAAAAAGUUAUCUAAACAAGCAUAAAGAAUUAGUUUGUCCAAAAAUAAAGAAAGAAAGGGAAGCAUUAUAG